AAUGGCAGGUGUGCGGGUAUUCCGAAUUUCCCCGUUUUGAAGACGCUGGUAGACUGCUGAACGCGCUUGAGAAGUUUGGUGUUGUUUUUCUUUUUAUUCUCCAGGGGGGCUGCAAGUCAUGUCGGCUACAAUCCCUGGAGUUUGACUGAUAGAAAGGAGAAAACUCGGGCUGGGGUGGAGUUGGCUUGAGGGGAAGUGCAUGAUCCACAUAAAGUGAGUGGUAGUGUGUACUUUCAGUGAUUUGAAAUUGAGGAGAAUCGAGGUGGUGGUGGAGGGGGAGAAGGUUGGUCCUCCGCAGAUCGACGUCCACGUUGCGGCUUCGGGGGGAGGGGACACGGACAGCAUCAGCCUUGCACCCACGUGGAGUUUUCGUUUCAUGUGGGAAUCAAUCCCAGCUUCGUCGUCUUGGAUUCCUGACUCCCUUGCGACACCUUUGACGAGGUCGGAAGACGGUGUUCGGAGAGCAUUUCCUGCUUUUGCUGUUGGCCACUGAGGGUGUCCCGGUGUCGAGUUGUGAGUAGGGGCAAUGUCUAUAACGGAAGCAGAGGGAGUGAAGAUGCUUAGCGGGCAUGUGGUGCUGUUCCCCUUCCCCGCUGCAGGGCACAUCGCGCCUUUCAUUCCUUUCGCUAAGAGCUUAGCUCGCUAUGGUGUGGCCAUUACGUUCAUGUGUCCCAAAAACGAGAUCUCCAAGUUGAAGCGGUCCAUCACCGAGGACGAAAGCUUUGACGCCCGUGAGAACGUUAUCCUGGUGCCAUUUGAGAUUCCUACAGAAGACGGAUUGGACCUGGUGACUUUUGACGUGCUGAAGCAUUUCAUGUACAAAAAUGUCGAGAAAUUCGACGAGAUUAUUGCCCAUUACAUUGAGGAGUCGCGGUCCAUCAAGUAUCCCAGCCGCUCCUCUAGCGGACCUCCAGUUUGCAUCGUGUCCGACAUGUUCAUGGGAUUCACCCAGGGAACUGCGGAGAAAUUCAGCAUUGUGAGGUACUGCCUCUUCGCUUCUCCGGUGCAUUUUCUAUCGCUACUUUUCCACCUUCCCAAGUUCAAUGACGAGAAUUUAAUUCCCGUAAAGAAAGGAGACGAGCCCUUGAUGAUCCCGAACUUCCCCCCAAUCCCUGCUGGCGAUUUGCCGCCUUCUCAGCAGGCCGACAAUGGGAACCCUGGGUCUCAUUUCUUCCUUCUUAACGAAACGAAGCAGAUGUGGAAAGCAGCUGGAGUUCUCGUCAACAGCGUGGAAGAGAUAGAGCGCCCUGUCCUUGAAGGACUCCAACGCUACAUCGACGAGACCAUGUCCGGUGAUCAGGGGCCGAAAAUAAGCACGUUUGGCCCACUGGUGGAUGGUUGCGGAGAAGGAAAAUUGUCUCUACGAGACAAGCUCCGAGAAAUGAAGGAGGGAGGCGACUGGUACGACUGGUUAUCCCAGCAACCAGACUCUUCGGUGCUCUACAUGUGCUUCGGAACGGUAGCCAUGUUAAGUGACGAGCAAAUCCGGCAGAUGGCCAUCGCCCUGGAAAACAGCGGGCAGCGCUUCUUUUGGGCAUUGCGCCUACGGAGAAAUGAGACCGGCGCCCCACAAGACGUCUCUCGGGUGUUUCCUGAGGGGUUUCUGCAGAGGACUAAAUCGAAAGGUCUGGUGUACUUCGAUUGGGCCCCACAGCUGCACAUCCUGGCGCACCGUGCUAUCAAGGGAUUCGUCACCCACUGCGGGUGGAACUCCACCAUGGAGAGCAUCCUCAUGGGCGUGCCCACGAUCGGGUGGCCUAUGCAAGCGGAGCAGAUGCUGAACGCCAUCUUUCUGGACAAGGUGCUGGGCAUCUCAAUCCGCAUCAACAAAACCGCCGGGUGGAAAGACAUGAUCUCCAGCGACACCUUCGAGAGGGCCAUCCACACCUUGAUGGUGGAUCCCUCGGGCGAGACGAUGAAAGCCAAAGUGUUGCAAAUCAGCGACACGGUAGAGAAAGCUGCCAGGCCAGGUGGGUCUUCCAGAAUCAACCUGGAAAGCUUCGUGCAGGAUGUGCGUAGAAUGGCAUCAGGCGGGGUGAACUCGUAGUGCUGACGGAAACCGAUUAGGACAAAAACCCCGUGACGAAACUCAGAUUUUAAAAAAAAAGAAAAAAAGAAAAAAACCCCACGUUUUUCUGACCCCCCCCCCAUGGCCUCUCCCAUCAGAUCAACGUGGAUCUUCCCCCUUUUUUAUGCCUGAUUCUCAGUCUGUGGUUAUAAAUAGCGCUACGUCGAUGCCUUCCCUCCUACGACACACUCUCACUCGGUCAUCAAUUGUAGCAGCACAACGCCGCACCCUACCAUCACCAGACUGGCUCUGAGCCCAUCUGAGCCAAUUCAUCUCCGAAUCACAAGAUGUGCAGAGAAAGUGAAGCAUGCGUGGGUCGGAGAUUGUUCAUUUCAUUCAUCGUUCUUCUUCUAGAUUGGGAAUGAUCGAUCCUCCUUGCGAUCGAUCAAUCGAUCUCAAUUGAUCAGAAGCAAUUCCUCUAUUGAGAUUGUGUGUGUGCUACUCCUCCUCCUCAUGAGCAAUGCACGUCGCUUCCACGGAGCCGGCCAAUGCUGGAUGAAUGAAACCCGUGGAUGAAUUAGAUGUGGAUGUAAGGUGGGUAGAUGAUAGUUGUAGAUGGAUGAAACGUCGAUUAUAUAUGCGUAGAUGAACUUCAAACUACAGGAUUUUUUUGUAAAGAUAUUUUUAGAGGCAAUAAAUUAAGUGGGUGUUUUUAUUCAUUAAAUGAAAAACUCAUUUGUAGGGUUGGAGAGAAUAGCGUAUUUUCUCGACCAGAAUUAAAUGUAA
Messenger RNA from Physcomitrium patens, 2794 nucleotides. RefSeq names its product anthocyanidin 3-O-glucosyltransferase 2. The record is from RefSeq and is a predicted model, not a curated record. Gene Ontology annotation, molecular function: UDP-glucosyltransferase activity. Lineage: Eukaryota; Viridiplantae; Streptophyta; Bryopsida; Funariales; Funariaceae.